CUUCGGUGGUCUGGGCCCAAGAAUUUGGCUACGGAAAAAGUCAUGAGUUCGACCUGUGGGGCGAGUGCAGUGGAAAGCACCACAGUCCCUUGACCAUCGACUUGAUUAAUGCCUUCGAGAAGGACUUCUCCGAGCUGGAGUUUAUAAAUUUCGACGUGGUGCCCAAGACCUUUGAAAUGUCGAACAAUGGAUACACGGUGCUGGUGAAGAUGGGUUUCGACAAGGACACCGUGCCGACUGUUAGGGGAGGUCCAUUGGCGGAUAAGACCGGUUCGGGCUACCAGUUCGAGCAGUUCCACUUCUACUGGGGCGACAACGAUACCUUUUCCAGCAAGGACAUGACCAAGAGCCAAGUUUACCUCUUCGAGCUCCAUUUGGUACUACGGAAUUUAGACUAUCCAGACUUUGCUAGUGCUCUGGAGAAGGAUCAAGGCAUCGCCGUGUUGGCCUUCUUCUUUCGAAUUGGCUUCGUACCUGCCAAGAGCUAUGAGGACUUCACCAACUUGCUCGCCCAGAUUGAUCAGAAAGGCCAGGCCGUGAACAUGACCAACCCACUGCCUCUGGGGGAAUACAUUUCGAAGUUCUUGGAAAACUACUUCACCUAUGCUGGUACUCUGACAGUUCCACCUUGCAGUGUGGAGGUAACCUGGUUGUACUUCCCAUAUAACAUCGAAAUUUCGGAGGAGCAGUUCAAUGUUUUCCGCCAGCUGACAGCCCAUGAUGACCAUCUGAAGAACGACUUUCCACUCAACCAGUCGUCAAACGAAAUAACUUUGUACAAGAACAGAGAAGAUCGUAAUGGUUCUCAUAGUGUGCCACUUGUAAAUGUAGCAAACUCGGCUGUCAAAUGGGUGCCUCACUUAAAGGGAGUCCUGAUUUCUGGUCCUUUUCUCGUACCGCUGCUGGGGACCUACGUUUUCAGCGGUUUUUAAUUAGAGUUCGAAGGUUAAAUCGAUAUAUGCCUAGCAUGCGCUUAAGCGCCCAAUUAGUCCUGUCAGCAGGACACCCAUAUAUCUGCGGAUAAGAAAUGGGCGGACCAUUUAUUAAACCCAUAUGGUUCUUUAACACGAUACCCUUUAUCAUCAAUUAUUCAGAUGUCGCUCUCGUUGACAUUGCGCAUUGUGACUUUAAAUGCUUGUCACUUUAAAAUGUUUACUUUUAUUAUAAAUAAUAAUAACAGCUUAGUACGUUUAUUGAAGGGUUAAAAAACACAUUUUUUUAUAAACAUAAUGUUUG
Messenger RNA from Drosophila biarmipes, 1236 nucleotides. RefSeq names its product carbonic anhydrase 1-like. NCBI's taxonomy places the organism in Eukaryota, Metazoa, Arthropoda, Insecta, Diptera, Drosophilidae. Gene Ontology annotation, cellular component: cytoplasm. The coding region runs from base 177 to 932 and encodes 251 amino acids. The record is from RefSeq and is a predicted model, not a curated record. The transcript is spliced from 3 exons. Gene Ontology annotation, molecular function: zinc ion binding; carbonate dehydratase activity.